Rubroshorea leprosula is the source of this 1281-nucleotide messenger RNA. Lineage: Eukaryota; Viridiplantae; Streptophyta; Magnoliopsida; Malvales; Dipterocarpaceae. The record is from the annotation of a GenBank genome assembly.
AAUCCCUUGUCGUGCUGUGGGUCUCAUUGUUCUCUUUGGGGUUCUCAUCAUCUUGGUAUCAGAGCAUCAGAUUUCUAAAUCAGAUUUGUUAGAGUUAGAUUGCUGCAAAAUAACUUGAAUUGAGCUUGUUUAGUUCAAUAACGAACUGAAAGAGGAAAGUUGAGUGAGGGAAAAAGGCAAGAGGUGUGAGCAAUACUUGAGAGAAAAGCCAAGUUCUAUAGUGUGCAAAACACGAGCGUUGAGUGCCAUUCUGUGAGAGAGUGGAGUGAAACAUGUAAUGGAGUGUUGAGAGGUCCUUUUAUUUUCUAUUUCUAACAUUCCUUGCAAGUUUCAAUCAUGUCAAGCGGUGAUGACAGAAAACACCAAGUGGAUGAUUCCUUCAGGCUCAAAGCUAUGCAACAACAAUUUCAGAGGCUAGACAUCGUGUUUGGUGAAAUUAAAGACAAAAUGGAGAAGAAAGAUGCAGCCAUUGCCAAGUUAUACCAAAUACAGAAUGGAAGUCCAAAUUUGCAUAAUCACGAUCUUGAUGACAAUGAUGAAGACGCAUUCAACGAUGAUGCCCAAAACUCAAAUUUCAGCAUGGACAGAUUUAUGAGAAGUAGAGAGAGUCAAAGAUAUAGAUUUAAUAAAGGAGACCAAAAUCUAGCAAGGUGGGGAGAUCGGCAAGAUCAUGACUUAGGCAGCAUCAAGAUGAAGAUUCCUUCAUUCCAAGGAAAAAAUGAUCCAGAUGUGUAUUUGGAGUGGGAAAAGAAGGUGGAAUAUGCCGUUGAUGGAGAACUGCUUGUCACUAGGCGAGCUUUGAAUGUGCAAGCCAAAGAAGAUGAUGAAGUACAACGUGACAAUAUAUUUUACACGAGGUUCCAUGUCAAAAACAAGGUAUGUAGUGUGAUUAUUGAUGGUGGUAGUUGUACUAAUGCAGCUAGCACUGUUUUGGUUGAAAAGCUUAAUUUACCUAUGAUGAAGCAUCCAAGGCCAUAUAAAUUGCAAUGGUUAAAUGAUUGUGGAGAAAUCAAGAUUGUUUUUUUAGGGUAUGUUGUUUCAGCUGAUGGAAUCGCAGUAGAUGAAGAAAAGCUUAAGACUAUUAAGGAAUGACCAACACCUAAAAAUAUUUCUAAGGUGCGGAGUUUUCAUGGUUUGGCGAGUUUCUACCGGAGAUUCAUCAAGGAUUUCAGCACAAUUGCAGCACCGUUGACUGAAAUUGUGAAAAAAAGUGUUGGAUUGAAGUGGAAAAGUGAACAGGAGAAUGCUUUCAAUUUAAUUAAAGAAAAUUUAAUUUCUGCA